Pomacea canaliculata is the source of this 753-nucleotide messenger RNA. RefSeq names its product coiled-coil domain-containing protein 58-like. The record is from RefSeq and is a predicted model, not a curated record. Lineage: Eukaryota; Metazoa; Mollusca; Gastropoda; Architaenioglossa; Ampullariidae. Gene Ontology annotation, cellular component: mitochondrial intermembrane space; mitochondrion.
GAUUUGGUUAUGAACAUGGCUGCCCCCAUGGACAGCAUUGUUUUGCCGUGCGAUGACUUUCUUGGAUUUCAGGAUGCAUUGAAAAAGAUGAGACUUCUUGAUGACCGGAUUGUAAAUGCAUUAAACACCACAGUUCCAACACAGUCAUUUGCAAGUCAGGUUGAUUCCACCAAGGCAUGCAAACAGUUCUAUGAGGAUAUGGAAGAAGCUUAUAAACAGAGGGAGGUUGCCAUAAAAAAAUGCAUCUCUGUAGCAUCAGAGGAUGUAAACAAAUUGCGGACGCUCAAAAUGAAUAACCCAGAUGAUGGUGAUAUCUUAAAGAAGCUGAGGAAGAAUCAAACAAAGCUUCGCCUUAUCCAGCAGGAGCUGAAUGUUGAGGAAGUUUUAAAGGAUAGGGCAUUGAAAGUAUUCUAUGAGAGAUGUCGCGAUGCUUAUAGGCCACCAAGUGCACCUCUUAUUUGAUGAAGGGUGCAGAACCUUUUUUUUUUUUUCUCAGUCCUGGAUAUCUCUUAAGAACACAAGGAAUCAAGUGUAUUUGAGCGUGUGCUUGUCAUUAGCAAUGAACGUGUGGACAAUAACUCAUUUUUCUAGUUGUUUACAUGCAAGUUUGUGACCAUGUACACAUAGAUUUUUGAAAUGCUGAUUGUUAAACUUAAAAUCUUGCUUAUACCAAUUUUUUCUGAAAAUCUAAUUUUGGUUAUAUUAUAUAGCUAGGAAAAUAUAAUGAAAAGAAUAUAAAGUUUUAUAAAUGUA